UUCAUUUUUCAUAAUAAAAAAAAUAUUGUUGAAAAGUAUUUAUACACAACAAAAGGAAAUACUCGUACUCCCUUAGAACAAAUUAGUGCAUGGUUUGUGUGAGUCCAUGGCUAACACAACCACAAAAUUCUUACUACUAAUUCCUACUUUUCUUCUAAUAAUCUUCUUCUAUUCAUCUUUCUUGAACCAAAAUCACUUCAACUCUAAUCCGACCUCUAACAAGAAGCUUUCGGAUCCGCCAUCAAAUCUACCCGUAAACAUUAGCAAUGAACCUAAUGGUCACGUCCGUCACAACAUCUCAUUUUCUACCAUACUAGAAAAGGAGGAGAAAGAGAAGGAGAAGGAGAAGAAGAAGAAAAGUAGUUUGGAGAAGAUUGAGGAAGGGUUGGCUCGGGCUCGGGCAGCAAUCCGAGAAGCUGCCCGGAGUCGGAAUUAUACGUUUAAGGAACAAGUAACAACUUUCAUACCAAGAGGAUCCGUUUACAGGAAUCAACAUGCUUUUUAUCAGAGCCACAUAGAGAUGAUAAAAAGAUUCAAAAUAUGGACGUAUAGAGAAGGGGAACAACCCUUGGUGCAUCUUGCACCUUUAAACAACAUAUAUGGCAUAGAAGGGCAAUUCAUCGACGAAAUAGAGGGUAAGAUGAGUUCAAACAAGUUCGCGGCUCACCAACCUGACGAGGCACACGUCUUCUUUCUUCCUUUUAGUGUAGCCAACACGGUGGAUUUCCUUUAUCGGCCCCUCAUCUCCUACAACCGUGGACCUCUAUAUAGGGUGGCUUUGGACUAUGUCAAUGUGGUGGUUGAGAAGUAUCCUUAUUGGAAUAGAAGUCAUGGAGCAGAUCAUUUCAUGCUCUCUUGCCAUGAUUGGGCACCAAGUGUCUCAUAUGCCAAUCCAAAAUUGUUCAACAAUCUUAUAAGAGCACUUUGUAACGCCAAUUCUUCAGAAGGAUUCCUACCAAUAAGAGAUGUCUCCAUCCCGGAAGUGAACAUACCACCUAGAAAACUAAAUCCAUCAAGCUUCGGGUUGCGAAUAAGCCAACGAAACAUCUUUGCAUUUUUCGCUGGUCGUACUCACGGGCAUGUAAGGAAAUACCUAUUCGAGCAAUGGAAGGAUAAGAAGGAUGAAGACAUCCGAGUUUUCGAGUAUGUUCCCAAAAACCUAAACUACUUCAAAAUGUUAGGGCAAAGCAAGUAUUGCUUGUGCCCUAGUGGUUAUGAAGUCGCAAGUCCAAGGAUAGUUGAAGCUAUACAUGCAGAAUGUAUACCAGUGAUUAUCAAAGAUAAUUACUCUUUCCCUUUUAAUGAUGUUCUUGAUUGGAGUAAAUUUUCAAUCCAUAUUCCAGUGGCUAGAAUUCCUGAGAUUAAGACAAUUUUGAAAGGUAUUUCAACUAGAAAAUAUUUGAAGUUGGUUAAAGGAGUAAGGAGUGUAAAGUGGCACUUUACAUUGAAUAGGCCUUCUAAGCCAUUUGAUUUAAUUCAUAUGGUGUUACAUUCUAUAUGGUUAAGGAGGCUUGAUAUAAGAUUACCGUAUCAAUAAUAUUUUUGAGAUUCGCAUCAAAUAUAAUUGACUGUAUAACAUUUGUAUUAA
Molecule: messenger RNA, 1588 nt
Organism: Chenopodium quinoa (quinoa)
Lineage: Eukaryota; Viridiplantae; Streptophyta; Magnoliopsida; Caryophyllales; Amaranthaceae
Product: probable glycosyltransferase At5g20260
Exons: 4
Coding region: 107-1537 (476 amino acids)
Molecular function (GO): glycosyltransferase activity
Source: RefSeq, a predicted model, not a curated record